This is a messenger RNA of Fusarium pseudograminearum CS3096, 1800 nucleotides long. RefSeq lists its product as uncharacterized. NCBI's taxonomy places the organism in Eukaryota, Fungi, Ascomycota, Sordariomycetes, Hypocreales, Nectriaceae. Gene Ontology annotation, molecular function: transmembrane transporter activity. The record is from RefSeq and is a predicted model, not a curated record. Bases 1 to 1800 code for a protein of 599 amino acids. The transcript has 2 exons. Gene Ontology annotation, biological process: transmembrane transport. Gene Ontology annotation, cellular component: membrane.
AUGACGGAACCUGGGUUGCGUCAGAUUGCAGAUACUCCCCCUCAGGACCUUGGUGAUCUCGAGAUAGGGCUAGAGAACACUGUCCCAACAUCGACAACACAAUCGAAACUUGGUAGCCAAGAUCCUAUAUCAUAUUUGUAUCUAACCCUCGACACUCCCCUGCCAACAGUUCCUUCAUAUCAUGGAUCGAACCCUUCUAUCACCGCAAGCCUGCCACAAUGUCCAGACCUGCGACCGUACGCAUCCCCUUUUACCAUGCCGCGGGCACGGAAGAACAUUAUGCUCGCGCUGUCGUGUAUCGCCACCAUGCUCACAGCAUACACGGCUGGAACUUAUUCACCCCCCUCUCGAGCAAUGGCUAAGGAUAUAGGAGCAAGUCACACAGCAACACUUGUUGGAAUCACUACCUUCUGUGCGGGCUUUGCCUUUGCUCCCAUGGCGCUCGCACCAAUUUCUGAGAUCUGGGGUCGACGUCCAGUUUUUAUCUUGGCUGGCUUUGUCUUUGUCAUCUUCCAAGCCGUCUGCUCUGUCAUGCCAAACUUGGUUGGGAUGCUGAUCGCUCGCUUCUUUGUUGGUGUCGGCGGUUCUGUUUUCAGUUCAGUCGUCGGUGGAGUCAUCGCCGACCUCUGGGAGAAGGAAGAGAGAAACACCCCUAUGGCACUGUUCAGUGGUUUUGUGCUCUUCGGCACCGGACUUGGACCCUUGGUGGCGGCUGCUUUCGUCAACGACUUGGAGGAUGACACCCUGGCCUGGAAAUGGUCAUUCUGGCAUCAAGUCAUCUUGGACGGGCUGCUGUUGAUUGCUAUCGUGGCGCUUUUCAAAGAGACUCGGGGGUCAGUGCUGCUAUCGCGGAAGGCUAAGAAGUUGAAUGAAUGGUACCAGAAAUUGGAGGACGCAGGAGUCUACGGAAUUUGGGUUACUGAUGCCCAGGAAAACGGCAGCAACAGCUUAUCUGCAUCAAGCGUCGAGACCUUGACAGAACACGAUACAAAAGUCGAGUACGGCCAGAGAAGCAACCUACGAAGGAUUCGGUGGCUUGUGGAAGCCGAUGAGCAGCGGCCUCCUCUUCUUCAGAUGAUGGCCACCUCCGUCAAAAGGCCUUUCUAUCUUCUCUUCACCGAGCCUGUCGUCUUUUCCUUCUCUCUCUGGGCCGCAUUCUCAUGGGCCGUUCUCUACCUGUCUUUCUCCGUCGUGCCAUAUCUGUACAGCGACAACUACAACAUGUCUAUGCGCAUCUAUGUCGCAAUGAUGAUUUCAGCCAUCGUUGCAACGACGGUGGCUAUUCUUCAAGAGAAUCUCAUGAAACACCCUCUUUGGUCUGGUCCUUGCCACGAGAAAGAAGUCCCACGGUUCUGGCGAUUCAUGAGGAAGCACUUCCCUGCAGACUCCCCCGAGGCUCGGCUAUACUUUUCAUGUAUGACGUCGCUUCUUCUUCCCGCCGGCUUAUUCGUUGCGUUCCUGAGUCCUGCCAGCACGAGCCACUACACGCAGGCUAUUGGAAUUGGUUUUGCGAACUGGGGCAUUUACUCGGUGUACCUCGCCACGUUCAAUUAUCUUGCCGAUACGUACCACAUGUACGCCUCAUCAGCACUCGCUGCACAGAGCUUCAGCCGCAAUGUGUUGGGCGGCAUAUUCCCGGUCUUGACUGGCAUAAUGUUCGACAACCUUGGACUGAGAACGGCUGGAUGUGUGUUGGGGGGCAUUGCUUCUGUACUCACACUCGUCCCGUGGGUCUUGAUGAUUUUCGGAAGCAGAAUUCGAGCCAGAAGCAAGUUCGCAAUUUCUUUACAAAAGCAAUGA